Messenger RNA from Arvicola amphibius (Eurasian water vole), 3210 nucleotides. It is a transcript of the gene Tmem63c, whose product is annotated as transmembrane protein 63C. The transcript has 24 exons. The coding region runs from base 293 to 2698 and encodes 801 amino acids. The record is from RefSeq and is a predicted model, not a curated record. Gene Ontology annotation, molecular function: calcium-activated cation channel activity. Lineage: Eukaryota; Metazoa; Chordata; Mammalia; Rodentia; Cricetidae. Gene Ontology annotation, cellular component: plasma membrane.
CUUGCCAGGUGGAGCAGGCUUCACAAGGCCGCGAAAAAGGAGGAGGAGGAGGAGGAGGACCCGCCGGCUGUCUCCUCUCAGAGCUUUGAAGGAACCACUCUUGUGGUCAGGAACUGGCGAGACACCGCUGGGUCACCUGGAAGCACCUCUUCCCAGGGACUGAUCGAGAACAGGAAGGCCUUGGAACCUAGCCUUUCAGCCUGAGCUCUUAUCAACACCUGCUGCCCUAGAGUGGGGAGCCUUCCCUGAGUCUGAGACCUUCCACCAGACCGGGAGCCUGAGCGUGUCCAGGAUGUCUUCCUCGCCAGAGGCCUUGAGCACAAAGCCCCACAACAUGACGGUGAACGACUGUUUCCAGUCCCGGAGCACUGUCCUCCAGGGGCAGCCCUUUGGGGGGAUCCCCACUGUGCUUGUACUCAACCUCAUCUUAUGGGUGUUUGUUGUCCUGCUUUAUUCCUUCCUCCGGAAAGCCGCGUGGGACUACGGGCGCCUGGCUCUGCUGAUACACAAUGACAGCCUGACUUCGCUGAUCUACGGGGAACAAAGCGAGAAGUCGUCUCCCUCCGAGAUUUCCUUGGAAGUGGAACGUCGGGACAAGGGCUUCUGUUCCUGGUUCUUCAACAGCCUAACCAUGAAGGACCGGGACCUGAUCAGCAAGUGCGGCGAUGAUGCGCGCAUCUACAUCAUGUUCCAGUAUCACCUCAUCAUCUAUGUGCUCAUCCUCUGCAUCCCCUCUCUGGGCAUCAUUUUGCCUAUUAACUACAUUGGGACUGUUCUGGACUGGAAUAGCCACUUUGGUCGGACCACCAUUGUUAAUGUCUCCACAGAGAGUAAGCUCCUGUGGCUGCACAGUCUCUUCGCGUUCCUGUACUUCCUCAUCAACUUCGCCCUCAUGGGCCAUCACUGCUUGGGGUUUGUGCCCAAGAAGAACCUCAAGAUCACGAGGACACUGAUGAUCACCUACGUCCCCACUGAAAUCCAGGAUCCAGAGGUCAUCAGCAAACACUUCCAUGAGGCCUAUCCUGGGUGCGUGGUGACCAGAGUCCAUUUCUGCUAUGAUGUCAGGAACCUGAUUGACCUGGACGAUCAAAGGCGCCAUGCCAUGCGGGGCAGGCUGUACUACACGGCCAAGGCUAAGAAGACUGGGAAGGUGAUGAUCAAGAUUCACCCAUGCUCCCGUCUGUGUUUCUGCAAGUGCUGGACCUGCUUCAAGGAGGUAGAUGCGGAGCAGUACUACAGCGAGCUGGAGGAACAGCUGACCGACGAGUUCAAUGCAGAGCUCAAUCGUGUCCGGAUGAAGCGACUUGACUUGAUCUUUGUCACCUUCCAGGAUGCCAAGACCGUGAGGCGCAUCCGUGAGGAUUACAAGUACAUCUGCUGUGGUGUGCAUCCCAAGCAGUCCUCAGUAACGACCAUUGUUAAAAACUACCACUGGAGGGUCGCUCAUGCCCCUCACCCCAAAGACAUCAUCUGGAAACACCUGUCCAUCCGCCGCUUCAAUUGGUGGACUCGCUUUAUCGCAAUCAACACCUUCCUCUUCUUCCUCUUCUUCUUCCUCACCACUCCCGCCAUCAUCAUCAACACCAUUGACAUGUACAACGUCACCCGCCCCAUCGAGAAUUUGCAGAGCCCUGUCGUGACCCAGUUCUUCCCUUCUGUCAUGCUCUGGGCCUUCACGGUGAUAAUGCCUCUGAUGGUCUACUUCUCUGCCUUCCUAGAAGCCCACUGGACCAGGUCAAGUCAGAAUAUCAUCAUCGUGCACAAAUGCUACAUCUUCCUGGUGUUUAUGGUGGUCAUUCUGCCCUCCAUGGGGCUGACCAGUUUGGAUGUGUUUUUGCGCUGGCUCUUUGACAUCUACUAUCUUGAACAUGCGACCAUCAGGUUUCAGUGCGUGUUCCUCCCAGACAAUGGUGCAUUCUUUGUCAACUACGUGAUCACGGCUGCUCUGCUCGGCACAGGCAUGGAGCUGAUGCGCUUGGGGUCACUCUGCACGUAUUGUACCCGCCUCUUCUUUUCCAGAUCAGAGCCAGAGAGAGUCCACAUCAGAAAGAACCAGGCCAUGGAUUUCCAGUUUGGGCGAGAAUAUGCGUGGAUGCUGAACGUCUUCAGCGUGGUGAUGGCGUAUAGCAUCACUUGCCCUAUAAUUGUCCCUUUUGGGCUGCUGUAUUUGUGCAUGAAGCAUGUCACAGACCGCUAUAACAUGUACUACUCCUACGCGCCCACCAAACUGAACGAGCAGAUCCACAUGGCCGCCGUCUACCAGGCCAUUUUUGCACCGCUUUUGGGGCUCUUCUGGAUACUCUUCUUCUCCAUCCUGCGAGUAGGUACCCUCCACACCAUCACGUUCUUCUCCUUGUCCUCCCUCAUCAUCUCCGUGAUCAUCGCCUUCUCUGGGAUCUUUCUGGGGAAGCUCCGGGUUGUCCGUGAGUAUGAGCCUGAGGAAGAAGCAGAGACUGUGUUUGAUGUGGAGCCAAGCAGCACGACCUCCACACCCACCUCCCUUCUGUACGUGGCCACCGUGCUACAGGAGCCGGAGUUGAACCUGACCCCCGCCUCCUCCCCAGCCCGGCACACCUAUGGCACCAUGAACAGCCAGCCAGAAGAGGGAGAAGAAGAGAGCGGUCUGAGGGCCUUUGCAAGGGAGCUGGACUCAGCUGGGUUCCAGGAAGGGCUGGAACUGGAGGGCCAGAGCCACUGAUUAGGCCUCCAGUCAGAGGGCCAGGGGAGAGCCUGGUAGGAGGAGACAGGGAGGAGCUCCCUUCCAUAGACUGUGAGAAGCUCCUGGUGGAGGUGGCUGCUAUCCUGUGGCCAUGUAACGAGCCAGGCCUGCCGACCAGCUGGAAAGGGCGGGAUGCUGGGACUCCUGAGGACUCCGGGAUGGGGUGGAGGAAGCAUACGCCAUGUUUCUGGGAGUGGUAGCUGAAGCCCAGGACACAAGAGACUGGAUGCUGUGUUUCCUGCUGGAGUCCAGGGGAUGCAAGUAUGCAUAAGGGAAGAGGUAGGGAGGAGCCCACUGAAGGCCUUCUAGGGGCUUCAGCGCCCCCACUCCCGCUGCCCAUCAAGGAUGGUCACUCCACUGCCGUCUGAGCAGGCAAAGGUAUGUGGACUGGGUCUUGUGGAUGAGGCCCAGGUGGCCAUCUCAGCACAGGUGUCCCUGCAGAGUGUCUAGAAACUGUACCUCACCCCCUGAGCAAGGAGCAACCAGGACAA